GCUUAUUUAACGAUUGGAGGCUGUGCGUGGUAGGCGGAUCUCUGCUACCCGAUGCUACAGCCCACUUUCAAAUCCUGGUAGCAAACAUAUUACUUGUAUCUGUCGAAAGACAAUUAGCGAGCAAUCGAGGCAGAACUAAAAGAGAAGUGCUCGUUUUCUGCAGUGCAGGCAAGUGGUACCCAAGAGGAAAGAAACUGGGAGAGAAGGAAAGAAGAAAAGAAGGUAGCUUGCAUGUACUCGCUACUGAAGGAAUUAAUACGGUGACUGAUCUUUGAAGGACCGCUGAGAGGAUCUUGCGCAAAGCGCUCGCACACACACACACCCACACAUACACACGCACACACACGCACACACACACACACACACACACACACGCACACACACACUGUAUUUGGAUAAUUGCUGCUGAAAGCAUGGAGCCUGUGCAGUCCGAAAUGAGUAUCAUUCCUAAUGGGAAGGGGCACGACGUGGAGGACAACGCCGUGUCCAUGAAAACGCUGCCAGAAGACGCAGACCAAAAUUGUACCCAAAAUGUCAGCAGAUUGGAGGGUGCAGAGCAAAAUUUGGUGGAAAGUCAGGAGUUUCUGUCUACCAUGGACAACAAGAAUCCUGUGGGCUUUACUGAUUUUGAGGGAAAGACAUCCUUUGGAAUGUCAGUGUUCAACCUGGGAAAUGCCAUCAUGGGCAGUGGAAUUCUGGGAUUGGCAUAUGCCAUGGCCAACACUGGCAUCAUCCUCUUCCUGUUCCUCCUCACUGUGGUGGCUGGCCUCUCAUCCUACUCUAUUCAUCUGCUGCUCAAGUCCUCAGGAAUUGUGGGUAUUCGGGCGUAUGAGCAGUUGGGUUACAGGGCCUUUGGUGUGCCAGGCAAGAUGGCUGCUGGGAUUGCCAUCACCCUGCAAAACAUUGGAGCCAUGUCCAGCUACCUGUACAUUGUGAAGUAUGAGUUUCCCUUGGUCAUCCAGGCCUUUCUGGGGGUUAACACCUCAUCCAGUGACUGGUACUUGAAUGGUAAUUACCUGGUCGUCAUAGUGUCCGUCUGCAUCAUCCUGCCCCUGGCCUUUAUGAAGCAGCUGGGUUACCUGGGCUACACUAGUGGCUUCUCCCUCAGCUGCAUGGUCUUCUUCCUCAUUGCGGUGAUCUACAAGAAGUUCCAUGUCCCCUGCCCUUUCCAAGACUUCUCCUUCAAUGCCACGAUGGGUCUGAACGCCAGCCUAGCAACUCACCCCUCCCAGGAUGCGGACAACUCAGACUGCGCCCCGAAAAUGUUCACCAUGAACUCACAGACAGCGUACACUAUCCCCAUCUUGGCUUUUGCCUUCGUGUGCCACCCUGAAGUCCUGCCUAUCUACACUGAAUUGCGAAACCCCACCAAGAGGAGGAUGCAGCAUGUCGCCAACAUCUCCAUCGCAGUCAUGUACACUAUGUACUUCCUGGCCGCUCUGUUUGGAUACCUGACGUUCUAUGGUAAGGUGGAGGCAGAGCUGCUGCACACCUACAGCCGGAUUGACCCGUACGACACGCUGAUCCUGUGUGUGCGUCUGGCUGUGCUCACGGCUGUCACUCUUACCGUGCCCAUCGUCCUCUUCCCGGUGCGACGAGCGCUCCAGCAGAUGCUUUUUCCCAAUAAGACCUUCAACUGGGUGCGUCACGUCAUCAUCGCCAUGUUCCUCAUCACCCUCAUCAACCUGCUGGUCAUCUUCGCCCCAAACAUCCUGGGCAUCUUCGGGAUCAUAGGCGCCACAUCGGCUCCCUGCCUCAUCUUCAUCUUCCCAGCGGUCUUUUAUAUCCGCAUCGUACCUAAGGAGGAGGAGCCCAUGUGCUCCACGCCCAAAAUCCUGGCCGCCUGCUUCGCCUGCCUCGGGUUCCUGUUCAUGAUCAUGAGCCUCAGCUUCAUCUUCAUUGAUUGGAUGUCAGGGGGCAAGUCUAGCAAUGGCCAUUAGGCUCCGCCCACCUGCAGGCUUUUCUCCACUUUUAGAAUCAUACUUUUUUCUUGUUUUUAUUAUAAUGGAUGCACUAUCUCUUCAGAUGGAAAGUACAGGCCAAGACACUUUAAGGUAUACCAAACCCUCAGAUAAUGUCUCCAACAGAAGUGUGACUAUUCAGGGAAAAGUCUAGCCAGGCUAGACACAACAGGGUCCGUAUAUUUUAAUUUUUCAGCCCCUGAGCCACACAAAACCGAUCUGCCUGACAGAUCACAGGCAUUGUUUUCACCUGUCAGGAUUACAUUACAUUAUAGGCAUUUAGCAGACGCUCUUAUCCAGAGCGACGUACAACAAGUGCAUAGGUUUCAUGAUGUAGAGGCGCAAAAGAAACACUAGAGUAAAGUAAGGAUCGUAGUGCCAGAAGUGACCACAUCGAUCAGGACUCCAACCCUGUAGAGUAAGCUUGUUCAGCAAGCAAGAAUCCUACCAAGUACAAACUAGCACUGGAAUCACACCUAAUCAUACAAAAACAAUCCUGCCAGAUACACUAACAUAAUCAAAUUAUCCUAGCUAGAUACAGUGAGCUGAACUAUAGGCUAGAGAGGGGUGGGGAGAGGUGCAGCCUGAAGAGAUGAGUCUUCAGUCUGCGUUUGAAAGUGGUGAGAUUCUCUGCUGUUCUGACCGUCACGGGGAGGUCAUUCCACCAGCGAGGGGCCAGGACAGACAGCAGACGGGAGCGGGAAGUGCAGACGCGGAGAGGGGGAGGUGCCAAGCGUCCAGAGGUGGCCGAACGGAGAGGUCUGGCUGGUGUGUAGGGUCUGAUGAUCCUCUGAAUGUACCCUGGUGCUGACCCCUUAGCUGCCUGGUAUGCAAGCACCAAGGACUUAAAUUUGAUGCGAGCCAUAACAGGCAGCCAGUGGAGGUCAGUGAGCAGGGGGGUGACAU
Anguilla rostrata (American eel) is the source of this 2867-nucleotide messenger RNA. It is a transcript of the gene slc38a3a, whose product is annotated as solute carrier family 38 member 3a. Gene Ontology annotation, biological process: asparagine transport; histidine transport; amino acid transmembrane transport. Bases 414 to 1940 code for a protein of 508 amino acids. Gene Ontology annotation, molecular function: L-asparagine transmembrane transporter activity; L-glutamine transmembrane transporter activity; L-histidine transmembrane transporter activity. Gene Ontology annotation, cellular component: plasma membrane. NCBI's taxonomy places the organism in Eukaryota, Metazoa, Chordata, Actinopteri, Anguilliformes, Anguillidae. The record is from RefSeq and is a predicted model, not a curated record. The transcript has 17 exons.